AUGCCGUUGGACGUUGCUCAUUCGCAAGCCCCGGACCCUCCCAUGCGUCGUGCCGCAUCUGAAGCACCCCCUCAAGUUACCUUAUGGCAGUUUGGCGGUGAACGUCUACUUAACGGGAAACUCACCCUCCCACUCGUCCCUCUUGGAACCGCAACCCCGACCCCGCCAGCCUCUGCCUCACGGGCUACGCUGGGACCGCAAACGACGUACCUCUACCAGGUGGUCAACCCCAGCCCGACAACAACAGUGAGAGAUGGGUUGUUUACGACCGAAACUGUGGCCGUUACAGGCGCCAGAACGAUCGUCGCCAGCGCCUCGGGGUGGUAUGAGCCACUCCCAAGCGGCGCCAGCAUCCAGUGCAGCUUCGUCAACACGACUUACGGCGAAUGCUUCGAUGGAAAGUCGGGUUCUACGACACUGGCGAAUCGCGGAAAGCCCACGCCUGUUGUUCUUGCUGUGUCUAUUGCCUCCUCCGUUCCUUCCACUUCCACCUCCCUCGCGCCUUCUGCAUCUUCCUCCUCCCCUGCCCGUCCCCACCCAAGCACCCUUGUUGGCGUUGUCGUCGGCACCAUCAUUGGCCUCAUGAUCAUCGUUCUUUUCGCAUUCCUCACAUUCAUUUUCCGCCGGCGCACUCGGCUCCGACAGCGGCGGUCUGAGAUGAUUCGCUUCCCUUGUCCAGAGUCCACGACUUCGCUGCCAGGUCAGAAGCAGUGGUCCGCACCGCAGGUUGAAACCGGGCAGUAUGGGUCUGUCGGUUUGGUUACACCAACAACAGGGACAUUCAGCCCCAGCUACGUCCAGUACAAUGACAGCGCCCAUUCUCUAUACCCGCCCACCCUCACUCCCGCAACGACAUCGGUUCCUAACACCCAUUCUCAGUGGCGCUCGGGGGAAACGGCACCCUCCUUGAAUGCACCCCCGACCACUUCUCUUCCCGGGGGCGAAGGGAGGGACAAGGCGUUGCCCCGGAUUCCCGACCGGAAAUCGACAGCGACCGCGAUUUACGACGAGCCGCCGCCCAGACCCUCUUUUGCCUCUCGACACGACAGGCAAAUGGAAGAAGAGGAGACGGCUGCUCGUCCGUUGAAACGCGCACGAAGCGACUCGCCUUUGCUCAACGAGGAACUGCCGCAGCGCAACACCGACUUCUACUUCGAGUCUGACACCCUUUGUGUCAUCCGUGUCGAGCAGACGCUCUUCAGAGUCCACAGAUACCUUCUUAUACAGGCUUCUCCCAUCUUCGCCAACCUCUUUGAACUCCCUCAAGGAAACUUGGUGAUCGAAGGGACCAGCGAUGCGAACCCCAUAGUUUUGCCCGAUUCUGCGGCAGAUUUCGCUAGCUUGCUGAAAUAUCUCUACCGAAGCGCUUCUGACGCCGGCGCUCAGGACAUCCCAGUUUCAGAGCUUCACAACGUCUUCGGCGUUGCGCGUCUCUCGCACAAGUACGAGAUGGCCAGCUGGCAGAAGUGGGCUGCGCGGUGUCUCCGCGAACUUGUAUCAUCCAGCGGGGCAGUGUUCUCCUCCGAAGAUUUUGUGGAAGCGUACGACCUCGCCUACCGCCUCCCUGACCAGAAUCUUCCCAAGAAAUUGUGGGUUGUGUGGUGGAAACGCGUCGCUGAUGGCCAACUUCCGAUCGUCCCCGCGCUCGAUGCCGGCGAAAAGCACAACCACCGCUCCUUCCUCGCAUCCUUGUACGAACUCGAACUCGCCACGCUACCGAUGGGAAAUGCCGCGCCAGUUUUGAGCUUCCCGGGCUUCAAGCCGGUCCACAUCCAGCGGAUCUUUGUUGGUCACUGGUCCCUUUCGAACUGGUGGACACAGUUUACGGAGACAAUCCCUGUUUUCCCGAUCACCAGUGAGCGCUCCUGUCAGCAAGCGGGACAACAUGUCCCGCAGUGUACCGCGAAUUACGCCCGCAUCUGGAGAGAUGCGUAUACAGCUGCAGCCGCCAAAUAUCCGUCUACGUCGCAAGUCCGCCAGCGUGUGGUAGAGAUGACCAAGUCCUUCACUAGCCCUCAGAUUUCUGGGACUCUCUGCCGGUACAAAGCAGGCGCGGUUGACGACCCGCUCGCAAAAGCGACCAAGGCUCUAUCGAGCUAUACAAACCAUUUUUUCGCCGCUGAAAACGGUUUAGCUUCGGCCGAGUGA
This is a messenger RNA of Mycena indigotica, 2148 nucleotides long. RefSeq names its product BTB domain-containing protein. The record is from RefSeq and is a predicted model, not a curated record. Gene Ontology annotation, molecular function: protein binding. NCBI's taxonomy places the organism in Eukaryota, Fungi, Basidiomycota, Agaricomycetes, Agaricales, Mycenaceae. The transcript has 8 exons. Bases 1 to 2148 code for a protein of 715 amino acids.